AUGGCCCGGAAAGGUCGAUUCACAAAAAAAUCAAAGUUUGGACCAGGGUUUCAGCAACCUCAAGGGGGAGCGAAUGCCACUUCAGAUUCCCACCAUGAUGGCUCUGAAAUUCACCCGAACAGUGGGGAUAGUGUCCCUGCAAGCAGUGAUAGUGUCCCCGCUACUUCACGCCCUUUCCGUCCCCCGCGAAGUGAACCAAGGCCUGCUCCACAGAUGAGCACACACAGUGUCCGGAACUCGCUGCCAGACCAUCUAAGCUUGGACGCUAAUGCAGAUGAGGAAACUCUUCUUGAUGAAGAAGUUGACAACCUUCAUGAUGCUUCUGGAACUCAGAUUCGCAGAGGACGCAAGACUACCGAAUUUUGGGCGGUUAGGACCAUCGAUUCUGACGGCACAAUCAAGCCGGCAAAACUAAGUGUGAGGGAGGCUAUGAAACGGCCUAACGGUAGAAAGAUCGUGCUUAGGUUCAACAAUGCAAAGCAAGCUAUUGGGGACGAAGCUGGAGUGUUGAGUGGCGUGCUUGGUUUAUUGGGAUCUGAUUUUGGAAAAUUUCCCAUCUGUAGAACAAGUUGGCGUGAGAUUACCACGAAAGACAAGGUCUAUAACGAAUGUGUCAAGCAAAUAUUCCACUUUGAUGAAGACAGCGAAGGACUUAUAAAGAAAAAUAUUUUGAAAAGUAUGGGAAAGUCUUGGAAGGAAACAAGGCUGAGGUUGUAUGACCGUUUUUAUGAGCCAACAUUCACGACUGAACAAAAUCUUGAGAAUCGGCCGCCGGGAAUUGAUCGAGAGCAUUGGAGAUGGUACCUUGACUAUCGCGCCAAACCUGAGACGAAGGAGAAGUGCAAGAAAAACGCGGUCAAUCGAUCAAAACAACAAUAUACUCACACUGGCGGCUUGAAAAGCUUCGCACGGCGGAUGGAAGAAGAGUCGGAAGAACAAGGAAAGAUAGUCGGUAGAGGGGAGUUGUGGAUCAAGGUGCACAAAAAAAAGGAUGACUCCUAUAUCAAUGAUGAAGCGAGAGCAAUUGGUGAAAGAAUUGAGGAGAUCGAGCAACAGGAUGAGUCUUCUAGAAUGUUGUCUCAGAAUGAUUCCAUUGCUCAAGUUUUCGGAAAAGAGAAACCGGGUAGAGUACGUGGUAUGGGAUCUGGACCGACUCCUAGCCAACUCUUCGGUCCGAAUUCACAUGCAUAUGGCAACGGAGUCCAACAAGAGGAGACCCAGAGGAAGCUGCUUGAACUGCAGGCAGAGCUGGAAGGCGAGAAGUUGAAGAGAAAGGCGAUGGAGGAUGAGGCAGCAUCAGAUAAGAAAUAA
Molecule: messenger RNA, 1311 nt
Organism: Arachis stenosperma
Lineage: Eukaryota; Viridiplantae; Streptophyta; Magnoliopsida; Fabales; Fabaceae
Exons: 6
Coding region: 1-1311 (436 amino acids)
Source: RefSeq, a predicted model, not a curated record